AUGCCCCAAUUCAUAUUCGUCGAGCUUCCUAGCUUCCGUAUCAAGAACGCCAGUGGACAUACAGUACGCCUGAACUAUGCACAACUGGGUUUAAUAGGUGCUCUGUACCAAUUCGUGCGCAGCGGCCUCCGCACUAGCGACCAGGUCGACUUGUCGGCAUCUCUACUCUUUGCGGACGGAGAAGCAGAUCUUUGGACGGCGAUGGCGGGAACGGGGGACGGCGGACACAAUCCGCACGCCGAGGAAAACAUGCUACUAUCGUAUUUUCAAGCAUUUGACUCCCCGGGAUCGUAUCCAAUUGUUGACGCUAUGCUUCUAAGGCGUGGCGAGCCUUGCAGUAACUGCGCCGGAUAUUUUACCCUAGGCGGCAAGCAUCUACGACCGAUCGACGGAACACCGACAUUCCGGGCUAAGUUCACGGCCCGGUCCGACCGCUCAUAUACCCCAGUCUUCCAUCUGGCACGUGGACUUGAUGCCGCUCAGCGGACUACCCUAUGGGCCCAACUAGCGCGGAUGCGGACGGACGAGCCCGGAGUUAUCAUCGCCUCUAGUGCUGACGUCCCGGUCGGUCAGGCUUAUUAUCUGCUCCACGACUCCCCUUGGUACGCUAUCAAUGGCCAAGAGAGCAUGACAGAUGCGCAAAUCGCAGAAGCGAUUGCGAGACAGGGGGUCCUCCCGACUUAUUGGAUUGGGAGGUGA
Messenger RNA from Daldinia childiae, 699 nucleotides. RefSeq lists its product as uncharacterized. Lineage: Eukaryota; Fungi; Ascomycota; Sordariomycetes; Xylariales; Hypoxylaceae. The record is from RefSeq and is a predicted model, not a curated record. The transcript has a single exon. The coding region runs from base 1 to 699 and encodes 232 amino acids.